Molecule: messenger RNA, 732 nt
Organism: Cyclocybe aegerita
Lineage: Eukaryota; Fungi; Basidiomycota; Agaricomycetes; Agaricales; Hemipholiotaceae
Source: the annotation of a GenBank genome assembly
AUGUUGAAGGUCACCUCCAUUGGUCGCACUUACAAUGGCAUGUCAUUGACCACCCCUGCUGUUGCCAGCCUGUCCAACCUGGACAUUGUUUGCAACUUCAUUUGCAAUAGCCUUCUGACAGGUACCCCCUUUGAGGCCAUACUCCCCUCCUCGACAUCUUUCAUCAAGAUCAUUGACAUUCCCUACUUUGAUCUGACCAAUGGAGAGAAGAUCACCCAGGAGGCCCUUGAAAAGGCCCUCCUGUACCUCGUCUAUUGCAACAUCUGGGCAGUGGACCCUUCUGUGCACUCUGGUCAGGCCUUUAGUCUGUCAGUGUGUCGCGCUCUCCAGGAGUGGUUCGAAGCAGAUGACCUCCACUGCAUCACCUUUCUUUAUGUCCCAUCUGCUUUGCACUGGGAUAUUCAUGGCAAGGUGCACAAGUAUGUCACUGAGCUCAAAGUCAGAGUUGGACGUCGCAAGAUGGACAACUCUAUUGACGUGCUCCACUCCCAAGCUGCGCACUCAGUCCUGGAUUCGUGGAGUUCCACUUUCCAGGAUCCCACAUACCGAGGCUCUGACUUCUUAGAGCUUCAAUGGCCUGACGGGUGGCCAAUUCAGCCAUCGUACCUCAAUAGGGGACCUUGGCUUUCAUACUUCAGACACAGUAUCACUGAGUUCGCUCACAUUUACUGGUGCAUAACUGGCCACGCACCCAUUGGAGAGGUCUUUGCACUCCCCCAAGUAUCCCUAUAG